Molecule: messenger RNA, 4106 nt
Organism: Bemisia tabaci
Lineage: Eukaryota; Metazoa; Arthropoda; Insecta; Hemiptera; Aleyrodidae
Source: RefSeq, a predicted model, not a curated record
GCAAAGUUUUUGGCGCUCCAUAUGAAUGGAUUGAACCUUGGCUGAGAUCACCUUGUAGGGCGAGAAACAAUGGACGGGGACUUUGAAUGGGUGCCCGAUGUGCAGCUCAAAAGAGAAGUCUUGUCUGAUGAAAUCACAGAAUACGGAGAAUAUGGAGCAGAAUUUGGUCAGGAUAUCAAGCUCCGUGUCAAAUGCAAGCUUCAACAGGAACCAGUCGUGUGCCUUGAGAAAAUCGAUCUCACAUCAUUCAACAAUGGAACUUGUUACACCGGCGACCUCCAGAAGUCGCGGGUACCUCUUCGAGAACCGGACGUCGAUUAUCAGGGAGAACCUGAUGUCGAUCGUGAGAACAGCCAAGCAGAAUCCACUUUUCUUGAACGGAAAUACGUGACUUCGUCUCUACUGUCGGUUAUAAAAGUAGAAGAAGUAGAGGAGGCAGAGGAAGAUGAAUCAGGCAGCAAGAGCGCCAUCCUUCGUCUGGUCCUGAAACAAGAAUUGGACGCGGAAUCCUCGACGAGCCAAGCGCCCGAUUCCAUCCCGGAAAUCCAACGUGAGGACGAACCCGUCUCGAACAAAUCCCAAGGAGACGGCAGUCACCAAAAACUCGGCGGACGAGAUUCGAACGGAUGGAAAACGCCGGUUGUCCUGCUUGAAAGGCUUGAUCCGGUAUUCGUGCGUCACCAUUUGAAAACGUCAGAGUCUACCUCCAGUUCGAGUUGUUCUGCCCCGCCUUCGUUCCAGCUUAAAAAGGAGGGAGGAUCGCGUUUUGAUCCCACAUCCGUCCACAAACAUGUCUCAGAAAACCAAGGAACCGGCAGACUAUCUAUCAACGCUUCAUUAGUGUCGACCCAAAAUGAAGGAACAUUUUCCAAAAAAGAAGCCUUAGAGACAUUCACUUCAACCACGGACACGAAGAAGCUUCGUCUCACAACUUUGGAAAAAUCCUCUCCCAGCAGUAGUUUUAAUUAUCCCACUAAUACUAGCGCAAGACUGACGAAAUCCAGUCGGCAAAAUAAAAACCAACUUGGCAAGAGAAUGUUGAAAUCAGGCAUUGACAGGCAUGCUAACGGCAAUGCUCGAAUCGUUGCAUGCAGCGAGCAUUCGACUAAUGCUGUAUUGCCAUGCACCUCUGAUCAACUUCCCCCAUUAAACGAACACUCACCGCAACUUAAAUCGGGACUCUCUCCAAGCUCAUCAGUAAUGCCCAUGCCCAAGUAUGAGCGACCAUUUUCGUGCGUGCAGUGCUCAAGAAAAUUUAAAUCGCGGGCAUCUCUUCUGGGGCAUAUGCAUCGAGGCCACAGUGAAGACCGAAAAUUCUCCUGUGAUAAAUGCUCAUCAAAAUUCAUAUCGAUUUUACAUUUGAAAGCGCACCUGAAAGGCUUGCACAGCGAUAAACCACCAUUAUUCUCUUGUAGCCAAUGCUCAUCAACCUUUAAUUGCAAGAAUGGUUUACUCGUUCACUCUCGUCACGCCCACAACAGUGAUCGAAACUUCGCGUGUAGUCAAUGUUCUAGUAAAUUUGAAGUGAAAGGAGCUUUACAAACACACAUUAAGUACGCUCACAAUGAUGAACGCCCCUUCUCAUGUGCUCAAUGCUCAAGAAACUUUAAAAGCCGGAAUGCACUACGGACUCACGUUCAGGGCGUCCACAGCGAAGAUCGGCCCUUCUCAUGUGGUCAAUGCUCAAGAAAAUUUAAAUUUAACCAUUGUUUAAAACGGCACGUACAAGGAGUGCACGGUGAAGAUCGCCCCCUCUCGUGUGAUAAGUGCUUCAAAAAAUUUAAAUGGACGAGUAAACUCAGAGAACACAUGAAGUACGUCCACACUGCCGCUCGACCCUUCCCCUGCGAUGAGUGCUCACGCAGAUACAAAACAAAAACCGCUUUAAACUUGCAUCUGAAGAAAUUCCCUACCAAUGAUCGUCCAUUCUUGUGCAAUCAGUGUCCUUCCAGUUUUGCACGUAAGUGCGCUCUAAGGCACCAUAACCGCUCAGUUCACAACGAGAACCAAACCUUCGCGUGCAGUCAGUGCACGAGAAAAUAUAGAACGAAAAGCGCCAUGGUCGUUCAUGUCAAGCAAACGCACAGCAAUGAUUGGAUAACCUACUCGUGUGCUCACUGCUCAACCAAGUGCAAAUCAAAAAGCGCAAUUCAUUCACAUAUAAAGUCCAUUCACAGCACCUAUCGACCAUUCUCAUGCGACCAAUGCUCAGCGAGGUUUAGAACAGAAACUCGUUUGCAGUAUCAUACACGCAACUUACAUCUCGGUGAACGACCCUUCAUUUGUGAUCAGUGCCCGAAAACGUUUAAACACUCCGCGGAUUUGAAGAGACAUAUUGCGUGCGUCCAUACUUCCUAUCGACAUUUCUCAUGCGAUACGUGCUCAAGCACUUUCAAAUCAAAAUCUUACUUGCGGGACCAUAUUAAGUACGUCCAUAUUGGCUCUCGGUCCUUCUUGUGCGAUCUGUGCUCGAGCACAUUCAAAUCACAACCCGCUCUGAAGAGGCAUGUUUUGUUGGUCCACACUUCCGAUCGACCUUUUUCAUGUGAUACGUGCUCAAGCACUUUCAAAUCAAAAUCUACUUUGCGGGAACAUAUUAAGUACGUCCAUAUUGGCUCUCGGUCCUUCUUGUGCGAUCUGUGCUCGAGCACAUUCAAAUCACAACCCGAUCUGAAGCAGCAUGUUUUGUUUGUCCACACUUCCGAUCGACCUUUUUCAUGUGAUACGUGCUCAAGCACUUUCAAAUCAAAAUCUACUUUGCGGGACCAUAUUAAGUACGUCCAUAUUGGCUCUCGGUCCGUCUUGUGCGAUCUGUGCUCGAGCACAUUCAAAUCACAACCCGCUCUGAAGAAGCAUGUUUUGUUGGUCCACACUUCCGAUCGACCUUUUUCAUGUGAUACGUGCUCAAGCACUUUCAAAUCAAAAUCUACUUUGCGGGACCAUAUUAAGUACGUCCAUAUUGGCUCUCGGUCCUUCUUGUGCGAUCUGUGCUCGAGCACAUUCAAAUCACAGCCCGCUCUGAAGCAGCAUGUUUUGUUGGUCCACACUUCCGAUUGACCUUUUUCAUGUGAUACGUGCUCAAGCACUUUCAAAUCAAAAUCUACUUUGCGGGACCAUAUUAAGUACGUCCAUAUUGGCUCUCGGUCCUUCUUGUGCGAUCUGUGCUCGAGCACAUUCAAAUCACAGCCCGCUCUGAAGCAGCAUGUUUUGUUGGUCCACACUUCCGAUUGACCUUUUUCAUGUGAUACGUGCUCAAGCACUUUCAAAUCAAAAUCUACUUUGCGGGACCAUAUUAAGUACGUCCAUAUUGGCUCUCGGUCCUUCUUGUGCGAUCUGUGCUCGAGCACAUUCAAAUCACAGCCCGCUCUGAAGCAGCAUGUUUUGUUGGUCCACACUUCCGAUUGACCUUUUUCAUGUGAUACGUGCUCAAGCACUUUCAAAUCAAAAUCUACUUUGCGGGACCAUAUUAAGUACGUCCAUAUUGGCUCUCGGUCCUUCUUGUGCGAUCUGUGCUCGAGCACAUUCAAAUCACAGCCCGCUCUGAAGCAGCAUGUUUUGUUGGUCCACACUUCCGAUUGACCUUUUUCAUGUGAUACGUGCUCAAGCACUUUCAAAUCAAAAUCUACUUUGCGGGACCAUAUUAAGUACGUCCAUAUUGGCUCUCGGUCCUUCUUGUGCGAUCUGUGCUCGAGCACAUUCAAAUCACAGCCCGCUCUGAAGCAGCAUGUUUUGUUGGUCCACACUUCCGAUUGACCUUUUUCAUGUGAUACGUGCUCAAGCACUUUCAAAUCAAAAUCUACUUUGCGGGACCAUAUUAAGUACGUCCAUAUUGGCUCUCGGUCCUUCUUGUGCGAUCUGUGCUCGAGCACAUUCAAAUCACAGUCUGCUCUGAAGCAGCAUGUUUUGUUGGUCCACACUUCCGAUCGACCUUUUUCAUGUGAUACGUGCUCAAGCACUUUCAAAACUAAAAGAUGUUUGCAAACGCAUAUUGAGCAUGUCCAUCCAUAGGAUCUUGACCGUCUCCUGUGGCUAUUGCGUUCGGAAAUUCAAAUCUAAGAGUAAGCUUAACUUACAGAGACAUGUGGCAGAAGUCAGGAAGUCCAAAA